Trifolium pratense (red clover) is the source of this 3285-nucleotide messenger RNA. Its product is annotated as probable serine/threonine-protein kinase At1g54610. The transcript is spliced from 8 exons. NCBI's taxonomy places the organism in Eukaryota, Viridiplantae, Streptophyta, Magnoliopsida, Fabales, Fabaceae. Gene Ontology annotation, molecular function: cyclin-dependent protein serine/threonine kinase activity; RNA polymerase II CTD heptapeptide repeat kinase activity; ATP binding. Gene Ontology annotation, biological process: positive regulation of transcription elongation by RNA polymerase II; protein phosphorylation. The coding region runs from base 880 to 3006 and encodes 708 amino acids. Gene Ontology annotation, cellular component: cyclin-dependent protein kinase holoenzyme complex; nucleus. The record is from RefSeq and is a predicted model, not a curated record.
CACAGAAAGCUGCACUGCAGGGGACACACUCUCUCAGCAACAUAAAUAUGCGCCGCGACAACAUUAAAUAUUCAUUUUAUUUUAUUUUUUUAUUUUUUACAUUACAUAAUAAUCUCUAAAUAAUUAAAAUACACAUUAAUCUCCUUACCAAAAAAAAAAAUAUACAUUAAUCUAUUGUUUUUUUUUUAUUACUACGUUAGUUUCAUUUGUUCAUCUUCCAAAACACACUCCCACGUUUCUCUCAACACUGUUUGCCCUAGAUCCAUGCUUUCCUUCUUCAAAACCUUCAUCUUUUUCCAACUUUUAACAAUACCCUUUUUCAUUUUUUCCAUCUGGGUCUAGCCAAAAUCUUCUUUAGUUCUUUAUUCAACUCGUAGAGUCUUCAAAAUUGCCAUUUUUAAUUGGUUCCGAGGAGGAUCUGGCUUGUUGUAAAUUUCAAGUAUUUGGUACUUUCUUGAUUAGUUUUUCAUAUCUGAAUUUGUUAUACUGUUUAAAUAACUCUCAUUUUAAGUUUUUGUGUUUGUUGCUUCAAGUGGGUAGAGUAAAGUAAUGAUUUUUAAGAUUUAUGUGGUUUGAUUUGUUCAAUUUGAGGGUUUUAUUGUUGGUUAGGUUUUGCAUCUAAUUGGGUUUUUUCUUUUGUUUGAUGAUUUGUGACCAAAUUUGAGAUGGGGUGGUAAAUAUUUGGUUGCUAUUGUAGUUAUUUGUGUGAGAUUUAAGAAGAGGUGUUGCUGAGUUUGAGUUUGGUGGUUAUUUAUAGUUAUGACUUAUGAGCACUGUAGAAGAGGAUAAUAGGAUAGGAAAAUGGAAAUGUUAUUGAAGGGUGAACAUUGAUAAUUUGGAGAUUGGUUUUGUGGGAAGGAGUGAUUUGUUGUGUGCAUAAUGGGUUGCAUGUGUUGCAAGCCUUCUGCAAUUGAGGAUAGUAAGGAGAGUCCGAGAGAGCGAUUAUCGAACAAGUCUGUGCUCGAUUCGCGUGUGUCUAGAGGAGCUUCGUCGAGGAGGGAGGAAGCAUAUAGGGUGAAGGAAAGAAGUGAUAAUAACAAUGAUGCAAGAACGGCGUUGAUUGAUAAGCAAGGGAAUGGUUCUGUUAGAGUUCAUGGUGAUAAUUUUGAAAGGAAAAGGGAGAAAAUGGAGCAUGUUGUUCCUCAACAUCCGGGGAUUGGUAGUGUUCCCAAGGCUAUGGAAGGGGAACAUGUUGCGGCUGGAUGGCCGUCAUGGCUGGCAGCUGUUGCUGGUGAAGCAAUCAAGGGAUGGCUUCCACGACGCGCGGAUUCUUUUGAGAAGUUGGAUAAAAUUGGCCAGGGAACUUAUAGUAAUGUUUAUAGAGCUCGUGAUCUUGAACAAAGAAAGAUUGUUGCUUUGAAAAAAGUGAGGUUUGAUAAUCUUGAGCCUGAGAGUGUUCGCUUCAUGGCAAGGGAAAUUCACAUUCUACGUAGGCUUGAUCAUCCAAAUGUCAUAAAACUUGAAGGCUUGGUUACAUCAAGGAUGUCGUGCAGUUUAUACCUUGUUUUUGAGUACAUGGAGCAUGACUUGGCCGGGCUUGCAUCACAUCCCGGACUCAAGUUUACAGAAUCACAGGUUAAAUGUUACAUGCAGCAACUUUUACGUGGCCUUGAUCAUUGCCACAGCCGUGGUGUACUGCACCGUGACAUUAAGGGUUCCAAUCUUUUGAUUGACAAUAAUGGAGUAUUAAAAAUUGCAGAUUUUGGUUUGGCAAGCUUUUUUGAUCCUAAUCAAAAUCAGCCGCUGACAAGCCGAGUUGUCACUCUUUGGUAUAGGCCACCUGAACUUUUACUUGGAGCUACUUACUAUGGCACUGCUGUAGAUUUAUGGAGUACAGGUUGCAUACUUGCUGAGCUGUAUGCUGGCAAGCCUAUUAUGCCUGGUAGAACUGAGGUGGAGCAAUUACAUAAAAUUUUUAAACUUUGUGGUUCGCCUUCAGAGGACUAUUGGAGAAAAUCAAAAUUGCCUCAUGCAACGAUAUUUAAGCCUCAACAACCUUAUAGGCGUUGUGUUGCUGAAACAUUCAAAGACUUUCCUGCACCUGCAAUAGAACUGAUAGAGACACUUUUGUCCAUAGACCCUGCUGAUCGUGGAACUUCAGCAUCUGCUUUGAUAAGUGAGUUCUUCUCAACAAAGCCUUUACCUUGUGAUCCUUCAAGCUUGCCAAAGUAUCCUCCUAGCAAAGAAUUUGAUGCUAAAGUACGGGAUGAAGAAGCUAGAAGACAAGGAGCAACAGGAAGCAAGGGCCAGAGACAUGAUCCCGAGAGAAGAGGUGUAAGAGAAUCUCGAGCUAUUCCUGCACCUGAUGCCAAUGCUGAACUGGUUGUGUCAAUGCAGAAGAGACAAGGUCAGAACUAUUCGCAAAGCAGGAGUGAGAAGUUUAACCCUCAUCCUGAAGAAGUUGCUUCUGGUUUUCCCAUUGAACCCCCUAGACCAUCACAAGCCGCAGAAGCAACCGUGGAUCCCCAGGCAAAUCAACAUAAAAGAGCCUCUCAUUCAGGUCCACUGACUCACCGUGCUGCAUGGGCGAAAGCCGGGAAGAACCAGGAUGAUGCUUCAAAGGUUUCAAUGGGCGGUGACUUAUCUACAGUCUCUGGCUUAGUUGCAGCCAGGAGGAGUAUGCUGUCCGACGACCGCAGAGAAAGUGCUGGAUCAUCACAAGUGGAGGCUCCAAAACUAAUUACUAGGUUCCCAGGUUCCUUCAAGGAGGCAUCUGAAUCAUUGAUGCAACAAAAUCAAAAUCAGAAGCAUCAUGUACAUGCUUCUCAAAAGGAAGAAGCGAAAGGCAGUAAUAAAGACCCAAAUCUUGUUGGUUAUGGAUCAAAGGGUUAUAAAAUUCAUUAUUCUGGUCCGUUACUUGUUCCAUCAAGCAACAUGGAUCAGAUGUUGAAAGACCACGACCGCCAAAUUCAAGAAGCGGUCAGAAGAGCACGUCUAGACAAGGCAAAAAUGCGAAGACUCCAAGCUGACCAAUUAAGCAAUUCAUUAUUUGUUUCUGGUCGUUGAGUUGUAGAAUCCGAUGCAGAUAAAAAGCAUCAUUAAGAUUAAGAUAAGAAUACAUUUUUAUUUUUUCUCUUUUGCCUUGUAAUUAUUCCUCAGAUCAAUGUUCCCCUUGGCCAUGUUAGGUAACUCCAUAGAUUAUCACAUCUAUUUUAUUUCCACUUACAGAUGCAAUUUGUAUGGCCUCUUGUAAAGCUUUUAACAACCUUGAGCUGCUGAAUACUUGGGGGACAAUGUCUUCCUUAUGUUUAACUUAUGAUAAAAGUAAUUAAUUAUUAUUGGGAA